This is a messenger RNA of Prorocentrum cordatum, 1155 nucleotides long. NCBI's taxonomy places the organism in Eukaryota, Dinophyceae, Prorocentrales, Prorocentraceae. The record is from the annotation of a GenBank genome assembly.
AGCAGGCGGCCGCCUAAGAGGAUCCGAGGCGCGCCCCUUUGGCCGCGCGCCCGGCCGGCGGGCGAUGGGCGGCUGCCGCUGAGCGCCGCGGCCGCCAGGUAUGGCCGCCUUUGCCGGCGCGGUGGUGGCCGUGACUUUUGUGCUCGGCGUGCUCGUAACCGUUCUCGUGUACGUCUUCGCAUUCCGGCGGUCCUCGGAGCGUUCCGACGGGUUGGAGUUGCUGGGCGUCGAGCCGGAGAGUACUCGAGGGUCACCCUGUCUGCCGCGAAGAUCGACGCCUAUCUCCCGGCGUCGAGCGGCCCUGGAGCUCAAGGAGAAGCUGCGGGGCCAGUACGCCAAGAGCUCCCAGGCGGACGAGGUCUGGAUGAGCCAGCUGCCCAUACAGGCAAAGGAGUUGCUCAAGUACCGGCUUAUGCAGCGCGCCAUAGGAGGCAUGGCAGCGCUGCAGCGGAUCGACGCCGACGCGCGCGGCUACUGGCGCCUCUUCUGCAAGGGGGCGAUCACAAAGCAGUACUGGGACUCCGUGGUGGAGGUGGAGAAGGAGAUCUCGCAUGAGCUCGACAAGGUGAAGGCCGAGGCGGCGGCCGUCGAGCCGACGCAAGACCCGCGCAAGCUGAUCUCGGAGGCGAUGCAGUUCCUCACGCGCUACGGCGACCGACUGCCGUCUGCCGAGGACAUCGCCGGCAGCGCCGACGUCUUCGCGGACGACGUGCUGAAGCACCUGCCCGGCCCCGGCGCCCUGCCGGGGCUCGCCGGCAUGCCCCCGGGGGCGCUGCACGGGCUCGCCGGCAUGCCCCCCGGGGCCCUGCCGGGGCUCGGGCUGCCGCCCGCGGGCCUGCCGCCCCUGGGCCUGCCGCCCUCGGCGCCGCCCCCGCGGCCGCCCGGGGGCGCGCUGCCGCAGCCGGCGCCCCAGGAGAUGCGGCGGCGACGGACACCUACCGGUGGAAGACACCGACGAGGUCGAGGUGUCAGUCAGCGUUCCACUCACCGCGGUCAAGGGCGAGGUGAAAGUCGUCAUUCAGCCCCGCUGUCUGAGAUUGCUGCACAGGGACAAGGCCCUGGUCGAGGGUCAGCUCUGCUCGCACUGCAACCCGGAGGGUUCCACCUGGACGCUGGGAAGAGGGCAGGUCACCGUUUCCUUGGAAAAGAAGGACC